AAAAAAUUUACCCUAAUAUCUAUUGUCUAUGCAACAAAAUGCCAAACAACCAUCGUAACAGCUAAUAGAGAAGGAUCGGAAAGGAUGAGGGUAAACAUAGGAAGGCUCGUAGCUCUCGUUAUACUGGUCAACAUGUUCAUGGCGACGUGCAUUUCAGUAUCCCGCUCUUUCCGACCUCUAUUACACUCCUCUUAUCCCUUUAAAACUCCUAAACGUCUCCCCAAAUCACAUCCUUGUCCCCUUUGGUCGUCUUCUUUCUUAUUUUGCCUUCACAAACUCCAUAAAUCAACCUCUAUCACCUCCGAUUUUUGUUGUUCUUCUUCUCAGUCAAUGGGGUCCGAAGCUAAAUUAGUGCCAUCGGAAGAUAAGCUCGAAGAGAACCCUCUCCUGCAGGACUUCGUUUUCCCUCCCUACCAUGUUGUCGAGGCGAAGCAUGUUCGACCUGGGAUCAGAGCUUUGUUAGCGAAACUCGAGAAAGAUUUGAUUGAAUUAGAGGAGACGGUAGAACCAACUUGGCCGAAAUUAGUCGAGCCAUUGGAGAAGAUCAUUGAUCGCCUCCAAGUGGUUUGGGGAAUAGUGAAUCAUCUCAAGUCUGUCAAGGAUUCUCCUGAACUACGCUCUGCCAUCGAAGAAGUUCAGCCGGAGAAGGUUAAAUUUCAACUUAGACUGGGACAGAGUAAACCCAUUUAUAAUGCAUUUAAGGCUAUCCGAGAAUCCUCACAGUGGGAGGCAAUGACUGAUGCUCGUAAGCGUAUAGUGGAGGCCCAGAUAAAGGAGGCAGUUCUUAAUGGUGUGUCUCUAGAAGAUGCUGACAGAGACCAUUUUAACAAAAUUGAGCAGGAGUUGGAAAAACUGUCACAAAAAUUUGGGGAAAAUGUUUUAGAUUCCACAAAGAAGUUUGAAAAACUAAUUACAGACAAGAAGGAUGUUGAAGGAUUGCCUGCUACUGCACUUGGUUUGGCUGCACAAACAGCAAAUUCCAAGGGUUAUGAAAAUGCUACUGCUGAAAAUGGGCCUUGGGUGAUUACGUUGGAUGCUCCAAGCUUUAUUUCUGUUAUGCAACAUUCAUGGAAUCGGUCAUUGCGUGAAGAGAUCUAUCAUUCUUACAUAACACGUGCCUCUAGUGGAGAUCUUGAUAAUACACCUAUCAUUAACCAAAUUCUAACACUUAGGUUGGAGAAGGCUAAGAUUCUUGGUUACAACAACUAUGCUGAGGUAAGUAUGGCAACAAAAAUGGCUACAGUUGAUAAAGCGGUGGAGCUCCUAGAAAAGAUUCGUAGUGCCUCUUGGGAUCCUGCAGUUCAAGAUAUGGAAGACAUUAAGAGAUUCUCCAAAGAAAAAGGUGUCAAAGAAGCUAAUAAUUUGAGCCACUGGGACAUUGCCUUUUGGAGUGAGAGACUUCGUGAAUCAAAGUAUGACAUAAAAGAGGAAGAAUUGCGUCCAUUCUUCUCCCUGCCAAAGGUCAUGGAUGGCCUUUUUGGUCUUGCAAAGAUGCUGUUUGGAAUUGAUAUUGAGCCAGCUGAUGGCCUUGCUCCAGUUUGGAAUAAUGAUGUUAGAUUUUAUUGUUUAAAAGAUUCUUUGGGAAGUCCAAUAGCAUACUUCUACUUUGAUCCAUAUUCCCGUCCUUCUGAAAAACGUGGUGGGGCAUGGAUGGGUGAGGUUGUUGCUCGAAGUCGUGCACUUUCACGUGAUGGCACCUCUUCUAGAUUGCCCAUUGCCCACAUGGUUUGUAACCAAACACCUCCGGUUGGAGACAAGCCAAGCCUUAUGACUUUUCGUGAGGUUGAGACCAUUUUUCAUGAAUUUGGACAUGCACUUCAGCAUAUGCUCACCAAGCAAGACGAGAGUCUUUGUUCUGGUAUUCGGGGGAUAGAAUGGGAUGCUGUUGAAUUGCCUUCUCAGUUUAUGGAAAAUUGGUGCUAUCACAAGGAUACCCUAUUGAGCAUCGCAAAACACUAUGAAACUGGAGAGAGUCUCCCUGAAGAAGUAUUUAAGAAGCUCCUUGCUGCAAGGACUUUCCGUGCAGGUUCACUAAGCCUUCGUCAGAUACGUUUUGCAAGUUUAGAUCUGGAGCUGCAUACUACAUACAUUCCAAAUGGGUCAGAAUCAAUCUACGAUGUUGACCAACGUGUUGGGAAGAGAACGCAAGUGAUUCCAGUGUUGCCAGAAGAUAGGUUCCUUUGUAGUUUUAGCCAUAUAUUUGCAGGUGGAUAUGCUGGUGGAUACUAUAGCUACAAGUGGGCAGAGGUGUUAUCAGCUGAUGCUUUCUCAGCAUUUGAGGAUGCUGGAUUGGACAAUGACAAGGCUAUUAAAGAAACUGGUCUUAAGUUCCGAGAGACCAUCCUUGCUCUUGGAGGUGGAAAGUCUCCACUUGAGGUUUUUGUUGAAUUCCGAGGGCGUGAACCUUCCCCGGAGGCAUUAUUGAGGCAUAAUGGCCUCUUGCCAGUUGCAGCCUCAGCGUAAGACUAGCCAUCAUUUUUUCUGCAAAAAUGUGGUAGAGAAUGAUGCAAAGGUAUGUCAAUUCAACAUAAUUCUUUAAUGUGCACCACAUGUGGAUUAAGAUGACAAAGUUAUAUUGCAAGGAAGCUUUGCGGUUUUAGCAGUGAAAAGGAAGGCUGACAUUCUAGGUCUCAUCUGGUGAUGUUUUGCACAAGAAUUCAAAAUCAAGCCAAGAAGGGUUUAGAAAACAAGGUUAUGGUUCUUUUUCAUUGUUGCUUUAAAUGUGUAUAUAUUUUUUUCUCUUUAAUAAAAACAAUUGUAGGACCUGCUGCAUUAUUAGUUGCAUAGGUCACAUGCCAUAGCACAACAUGGCCCAACUAAGUUUCAUUUUGGUAUAUGAUGUAAGCUACAGCUGUCACAACUUGGCCCAACUAAGUUUUAUCUUUUUAUACCAUCCAAUUUCUGCGAGUUAUUCACCGUGGUUU
Messenger RNA from Nelumbo nucifera (sacred lotus), 2924 nucleotides. Lineage: Eukaryota; Viridiplantae; Streptophyta; Magnoliopsida; Proteales; Nelumbonaceae. The record is from RefSeq and is a predicted model, not a curated record.